AAACAAAUCACUAACGUUCACGAUCUCAACGCGAGCGGUUGUGCGUAGCGGACUAACGACGACACGGCGUAUAAGUAAUAGAAGAAUACAACAAAAAGUGUAUGAAAUCAAGUGAGGUAAAGGAAGUGGAUGUGAAGUGAAAGCGUAGAAGAAGAAUUGCCCGCUGAAAGAGGAAGAAGGGCGGAGCACAUACUAUGAAAAUGAAAUAUUGAGUUACGUGCGAGCAGUUAAACAAAUAAAGACUUCUGCAAUCUAAAUUUAAAGAGUUUCAUUUGAGAAGAGAAAGAGAAUAGCAAGAAAUAGUUAAACAUACAGCUGAUGUGUUCUGCUCUGGCAAUAGUGCAAUUUAUAAGUGAGUACACAGUGCAAAUACAACAAUAGCCAAUAAACAACAAAAAGUGAAAGCAAAAAGAUAGUAUCGCAAAAUCUCUGGAUCAGCAAAAAACUGCGAAAAUCUAAGGGUGUUUUGGUUGAAAUUAAAGAGUCUAAUAAAGUUAGCAAAAAUACAGCGAAAAGGCAGUGAAAAGUUGACAAAAAUAUUCGGGCAGCAAAUACCCUAAAAAUAACAAAAAUAAUAAUAAUAAAGCGCCUCAACAACAAACAAUAAUGUCACCAUUUACAAGCGAUUUGAACAUCAAAACUAGCACCAACUCUAUGAUGAUCCACGCCGCCAUUGCCGAGAUGGCCGCCACCGCUGCAAACGUCGAGUUGGUGGCACGCGGCAAUGCCACCGACAAUGAUAGCGACAGCGACCACGACAAUAUGUCGCUUAUGAGUCGCUGCCGCCGCAGCAUCAUCAGGGUGCGAGUUGGCGAUUUGAUGAGCUACCAGAAUAUGCUUGUAGUGCUAACGGUAUUGGUUUGCGGCCUUGCUACCGUCAACGGGCUCAAGUGCCACAUGUGCGGCCAGUAUAACGAGGGCGUCGGUUCCAUUACGCCUUGCCUCAACUACUCGGAUCAAUAUGCGCAUCUCUAUCUGAAGGAAUGCUCGAAGAAAAGCGAGAAGUACUGUGUGUCAUCUCUGGCCACGAAACAGUGUUGGCGUGGCAGUGCAAAUGGCGUCGUACAUUAA
Molecule: messenger RNA, 1071 nt
Organism: Anastrepha ludens (Mexican fruit fly)
Lineage: Eukaryota; Metazoa; Arthropoda; Insecta; Diptera; Tephritidae
Exons: 3
Coding region: 607-1071 (154 amino acids)
Source: RefSeq, a predicted model, not a curated record